Danaus plexippus (monarch butterfly) is the source of this 1611-nucleotide messenger RNA. RefSeq names its product ornithine aminotransferase, mitochondrial-like. The transcript is spliced from 11 exons. Gene Ontology annotation, cellular component: cytoplasm. Gene Ontology annotation, molecular function: identical protein binding; pyridoxal phosphate binding; L-ornithine transaminase activity. Bases 244 to 1461 code for a protein of 405 amino acids. The record is from RefSeq and is a predicted model, not a curated record. Lineage: Eukaryota; Metazoa; Arthropoda; Insecta; Lepidoptera; Nymphalidae.
GAUCAAUCUGCGUGUAUUGUAUUCUAGAACAUUCCCUUUGCUUCUAGUUCGCUCACACAGCUCAAUAAGUUUUUGCGAUCGUCACACGUGUUUUUUUUUUUUUAACAAAUACGAGUGAGGCAUUAAAUCAAAAGCCAAGGUGUGUACGUGUCGUCUCUGCAUGGAACUUGAUAUAAGUGAACAUAACCAGCCGAACCACCCUGAUUUAGAUUUAUCUAAAUAAUUGAUGUGUAUUUAGUGUAUAUGGCCCAACAAAAGCUAUCAUCAAAGGAGAUCUUUGCUUUGGAGGAUCAAUAUGGAUGCCGAAACUACGCGCCUUUACCAGUGGCGUUAUGCAGAGGAGAAGGAGUGUUUGUAUGGGAUGUGGAAGGCAAGAAGUAUUUCGACUUCUUGAGUGCUUACUCUGCAGUGAACCAGGGACAUUGUCACCCAAGAAUCGUAAAGGCGCUAAAGGAACAGGCUGACCAACUAACACUAGUGUCAAGAGCGUUUUACUCUGACCAAUUAGGAAAAUAUGAGAAAUUUAUGACAGAGCUGUUAGGCUAUGAUCGUCUGCUGCCAAUGAACACAGGAGUUGAAGGUGGGGAGAGCGCUUGCAAGAUAGCCAGGAAAUGGGGAUAUGACGUCAAGAAAAUACCAAAAGAUCAGGCAAAGAUAAUUUUCGCCGAGAACAACUUCUGGGGUCGCACGUUGUCCGCGGUGUCAUCUUCGUCGGACCCUACUUGCUACGAGGGUUUCGGUCCUUACAUGCCGUGUUUCCAGAUGAUACCCUACAAUAAUAUACCUGCUCUAGAGAAAGCCCUCCAAGAUACGACAGUAGCGGCUUUCAUGGUGGAACCGAUCCAAGGAGAGGCUGGCGUUAUAAUUCCAGACGAUGGUUAUCUAAAGAAGGUUCGAGAGCUUUGCACUAAAUACAACGUGCUCUGGAUCGCUGACGAAGUUCAGACUGGACUUGGUCGUACUGGCAAAUUAUUGGCGGUGCAACACGAGGGAGUGAAGCCGGACAUUUUAAUACUCGGGAAGGCUUUGAGUGGUGGAGUCUUGCCGGUAUCCGCUGUUUUAGCUAACAAUGAUGUCAUGGGGGUUAUAACGCCGGGUACACACGGGUCAACGUAUGGCGGAAAUCCUCUUGCGUGUGCUGUAGCUACUGAGGCUAUUAAGGUACUGUUGGAAGAAAAGUUACCAGAGAAUGCUGAGAGGCUGUGUAAGGUGUUCCGCGAGGAAUUGGAAAAGAUUCCUAAAUCGAAAGUAGUGGCGAUUAGAGGAAGAGGACUCAUGUUUGCCAUUGAUGUUCACGCGAGUAUUGGCGCGUAUGACGUAUGCCUGCGACUGAAGGAAGCCGGUCUCUUAGCGAAACCAACACACGGACAAACGAUAAGACUCGCACCACCACUAGUUAUAACGGAGAAACAAAUAAGAGAAGGAGCUGCUAUCAUACAAAAAGUUUUCCAGAAAUAUUAACAAGUUCUACAAAGUGAUGUCUUCAUAGACUUGUCUAUGGUAUAUCGUUAAUCGACUCCAGAUCGUAAUUGGUCGUUUGUAGUAUUCGGACUAAACAUUAUAUGUUAUAACUUAUUAAAAUAAAUGUAUAUUUAUUAUAAAAAAAUAAAA